Messenger RNA from Neltuma alba, 2444 nucleotides. RefSeq names its product CTP synthase. The transcript has 21 exons. Gene Ontology annotation, molecular function: identical protein binding; CTP synthase activity. NCBI's taxonomy places the organism in Eukaryota, Viridiplantae, Streptophyta, Magnoliopsida, Fabales, Fabaceae. The record is from RefSeq and is a predicted model, not a curated record. Gene Ontology annotation, biological process: pyrimidine nucleobase biosynthetic process; CTP biosynthetic process. Bases 252 to 2042 code for a protein of 596 amino acids.
AAUGUUGCCAUUGGCAUUCCCAUCUCAUGCUUCUUGCUUCAUCCUUUCUUGUUCUUCUUGCUGCGUCACCCAUUCUGAGUGUUUUUUUUUUAACUGCACUCUUUUUCGUUCUUCUUUCUAGUCUCUCUCCAUUUCUCUCUCUCUCUUCUCUCGCUCUACUUACCAGAGCCCAGAAAGUUUCAGCCUUUUAGCAAACCAUAACAAAGCAUAAGGAUUUCUCUGCUCUUCGUAGUUCUGAUUCUUGUGAAGAAAUGAAGUACGUACUGGUCACUGGUGGGGUUGUUAGCGGCUUGGGGAAAGGGGUUACUGCGAGUAGUGUUGGAGUGCUUCUUCAGGAAUGUGGCCUUCGAGUUACUGCUAUCAAAAUUGAUCCUUACUUAAACACAGAUGCUGGGACAAUGUCUCCUCUGGAGCAUGGUGAAGUGUUCGUACUAGAUGAUGGUGGUGAGGUGGACCUGGAUCUAGGAAACUAUGAGCGCUUCCUGGAUAUCAAGUUGACUCGGGAUAAUAACAUCACAACAGGAAAGAUUUACCAGUAUGUCCUUGAGAAGGAGAGGAAGGGAGAUUAUUUGGGGAAAACGGUUCAGGUUGUCCCUCAUAUUACAGAUGCUAUUCAGGAGUGGAUAGAGCGGGUGGCCCACAUACCAGUAGAUGGAAAGUCAGGUCCAGCUGAUGUUUGUGUUAUAGAAUUGGGUGGAACCAUAGGAGAUAUUGAGUCCAUGUCGUUUAUUGAGGCACUAGGACAAUUCUCGUAUCGUGUAGGUGCAGGCAAUUUUUGCCUAAUUCAUGUCAGCCUUGUUCCUGUUUUGAGUGUUGUUGGCGAACAGAAAACAAAACCAACCCAGCAUAGUGUUCGGGGACUAAGAAGUCUUGGGCUGACGCCGGAUAUCCUGGCAUGUCGGAGUACAACGGCACUUGAAGAGAAUGUCAAGGGGAAACUGUCUCAGUUUUGCCAAGUUCCGGCAGAAAACAUUGUUACUCUUCAUGAUGUUUCCAACAUCUGGCAGAUUCCUUUACUUUUGAGAGAACAGAGAGCUCAUGAAGCAAUAUUUAAAGUGCUGAAACUCAAUGGGAGGGCUCAAGAGCCAAGUUUAAAGGAAUGGACCUCUAGAGCUGAUGUUCAUGACAAGCUGCAUGAACCAGUUCGCAUUGCUGUGGUGGGGAAAUAUACAGACCUUUCAGAUUCUUACCUGUCUGUUCUAAAGGCAUUGGUUCAUUCCUCUGUUCAUUGGCGCAAGAAACUUUUUGUGGAUUGGAUUCCGGCUAGCGACCUUGAGGAAGCAACAAAAAGAGAGAAUCCAGAUUCUUUCAAGGCUGCAUGGAAGUUAUUGAAGGGAGCUGAUGGUGUCCUUGUUCCUGGAGGAUUUGGAGACAGGGGAGUGGAAGGGAAAAUUCUUGCAGCUAAAUACUCUCGCGAAAACAGAAUUCCGUUCCUUGGCAUUUGUCUUGGAAUGCAAGUUGCUGUCAUAGAGUUUGCGAGAUCUGUUCUCGGCGUACAAGAUGCCAAUAGCACUGAAUUUGAUCCUAAUGCAAAGAAUCCAUAUGUCAUAUUUAUGCCCGAGGGAUCAACGACACAUAUGGGAGGCACCAUGCGUCUUGGCUCUAGGAGGACAUAUUUCCAAGUCAAUGACUGCAAAUCUGCAAAAUUAUAUGGAUGCAAAAAAUUCAUUGAUGAGAGACACCGACAUAGAUACGAGGUGAAUCCUGAUCUGGUUGCAAAACUCGAAAAUGCCGGCCUUUCUUUUACCGGGAAGGAUGAAACUGGCCGACGCAUGGAGAUCGUUGAACUACCAAAUCAUCCUUUUUAUAUUGGUGUUCAGUUCCACCCUGAAUUUAAAUCAAGACCUGGAAAGCCUUCUCCUUUGUUCUCAGGGCUUAUAGCAGCUGCAUGUGGACAACUGGAUGGUGUUUUACAAGAGGCUUCUAAAGGAGCAGGAACUGAGAUCUGUACAGCCAGAGUAUUCCAAAACAAAAUCCCAAAGAAGUCGGCUUUUGGGUCGAGAGACUAUGUCUAUGGAAGCUGCAAUGGGUUGCGUUUUUGAAAGCCAGUGUGUUUGGUCUUGGUAUUCUCUAGUGAUUUUUAGUGGCUUGUAUGUACAGUGCAGUGCAGUACAGUCAUUGGACAUAGGUAGGAAGAAGAAAAUUUAAAUACAGAAGAAGAGAGUUAGAUCCCCUGUGGUUUUUUUAGGGGAUAUAUCUCGUUUAGGUUUUUACAAUGGUUUCUCUCAGUGGUUUUAAGUCUUGUGAGUUUCCUUGGUCCAAUGUUCUAGCAAACUAUCAACUCCUUGUUCAUCAGAGUUCUGAUGCUGUUUAUAAAGAAUUUCUCCUUCAAUUUACCAUCUUUGUUUAAGUGGCCUUCGUGUGAGUGAGUUUGAAUCCAAUGACUUGGAUAUAUAUUGUAAUUUGUGUCUAAAUUAUACAUAAGCCCUUUGAACUUUGAUCUA